Molecule: messenger RNA, 2237 nt
Organism: Amphiprion ocellaris (clown anemonefish)
Lineage: Eukaryota; Metazoa; Chordata; Actinopteri; Pomacentridae
Product: heparan-sulfate 6-O-sulfotransferase 3-B-like
Exons: 2
Coding region: 342-1646 (434 amino acids)
Cellular component (GO): membrane
Molecular function (GO): heparan sulfate 6-sulfotransferase activity
Source: RefSeq, a predicted model, not a curated record
GGGAUCAGACACCGAGCAGCAGUUGGCAGGACAGCCGAGCCAGAACGCUCCUGAGGCGGGGACGUGUGGCUUCGUGCUGGUGUCUCCGAAGGAGAGAAGCGGAGCAGCAUCUGGACCAGCGGAGGCCAGAAUGUUCCAGAGUUUGUGAAGAACCUCUGAAGGUCCAGGAACUAGUUUGGAAGUGGAGCGGUUCCGCUGCUGGACGAGGCCGCCCGGAGCCGGACAUGUCCGGACCCGCCGCUGCUGGGACUCCGGCUCUGUGAGCACCAGGAGCUCCGAGCGCAGGAUGAGAAGCGGGGGAGACCAGCAGGACUCGGAGCCGUGAUUUCCAGUUCGUCACCAUGGAGGAGAAGUUCAACCGACUCAUCUUUAUCCCCGUCGCCGCGGUGCUCUUCCUCAUGAUCGGAUACCAGUACGUGUGUCCGGCGGACAGCAACGCCUGCUACUUCAGGACCGACGACCAGGGGCUCUUCCAGCGGCACUCGUCCGGCUUCGAGGCACUUUACCCGGAGCCGGACGGGGACGAGGACCUGCCCUCCAAGAUCACGUCCCGGUUCAACUUCACGGAGCGGGACCUGGACCGGCACGUCGACUUCCACAUCCGCGGGGAGGACGUGAUGGUGUUCCUGCACAUCCAGAAGACCGGCGGGACGACGUUCGGCCGCCACCUGGUCAAGAACAUCCAGCUGGAGCAGCCCUGCGACUGCAUGCCCGGCCAGAGGAAGUGCACCUGCCACCGGCCCGGGAAAGCCGAGUCGUGGCUCUUCUCCCGGUUCUCCACCGGCUGGAGCUGCGGGCUGCACGCGGACUGGACCGAGCUCACGAGCUGUGUGCCGGUGGUGAUGAACAAGAGGGACAAGAAGAGCGCGCCAAAGAGCAAAAGGAACUUCUACUACAUCACGAUGCUACGUGACCCCGUGUCCCGCUACCUCAGCGAGUGGAAGCAUGUGCAACGCGGGGCCACGUGGAAAACCGCCCUCCACAUGUGUGAUGGCCGCCCUCCCACUCAGGACGAGCUUCCCGCCUGCUACAGCGGAGAGGACUGGACGGGCGUGCCGCUGGCCGACUUCAUGAACUGCCCCUCCAACCUCGCCAACAACCGGCAGGUCCGCAUGCUGGCCGACCUCAGCCUGGUGGGCUGCUACAACAUGUCCUCCAUGAGCGAGCUGGAGCGAGGCCGCGUGCUGCUCGCCAGCGCCAAGGCCAACCUGCGCAACAUGGCCUUCUACGGCCUCACGGAGUUCCAGCGCAAGACGCAGUACCUGUUCGAGCGGACGUUCGGCCUGCGCUUCAUCCGGGCCUUCACGCAGAUCAACAGCACCCGCGCCGCCAGCGUGGGAAUCAGCGAGAAGGUGCGGUGGCGCAUCGAGGGGCUCAACGCCCUCGACGUGGAGCUCUACGAGUACGCCAAGGAGCUGUUCCUGCGGCGCUACCAGUACAACCGGCAGCAGCAGCACCAGGAGGAGCGGCUGAGGAGGCGCCAGGAGAGGCAGCACCGGCAGCGCAUGCACAGGACCUACCUGGCCGAGCUGUGGAGGCUGGGAGGAGGAGGAGGAGGGGAGGAGGAAGACGAGGAGAAGGAGGAGAAGAUGGCGGAGGAGGUGGCCACCACUGAGGACUACAGCAGCCAGGUGGUGCGGUGGUGAGGCGGAUGCAGGGACUACGAACACUGACGCUGGUGGAUUCAUUGUGCUUUACUCUCCUCCCGCCGCCUCCUUCUGUCUCUCCUCUGCUGUGAAUCUGCCAAAACCUGCCCUCCCGACCUCAUCGCGCUUCGUCGGACUGCCGGAUGGUGUCUUAAUAUUUAUGAUGGAUGUAUUUGUCAUGGCAACAUAAACAUUUUGUAUUUAUGUUUUUUCUUAUGGCUAUCUUUGGCACUGCAGUCGUGAAAUGUAUUUAUGUAUUCAUUAGCGGACUCUUUGGAAGUUCUCAAAGCGGCGGGAAUGUUUCUUAAAUUCUAAGAAAAGUGAGAGAAGACGGUGAAGAAGAAGAAGCGCAGUGACUGAUUCUGGUGAAGGAUCCUCAGUGUCAUGUUUGUGAUCAGUGAAAUCUCGUAGUUACUCUGUGGUGUUUGGCUUCAUAAGAAUAUCAAAGCACAAACCUGGCAAUAGUCUGCAGUGUGUUUUCUUCUCUCUGACUGAUUUAGCUGCAAUAUACAGAAACAGUCGAGACAAAUCCUCGCAGGAAAUGUGUUCAAUAAAAACAGGCAGCAUCCGGUGAUGUUAAUUUGAACCUGA